ACGAACGGAUGGUGUACGUUGUCGCUCGCGCUAUCACCACGUUCGCCUCGUGAUUUUCCUUCCUGUCACAGUCACGCUCGUUUUUUAAGUGUGAUGAGUCGCGCUUAGGUCAGAGUUUAUUAUAACAACGUCUCUUUUUUUCCCAUCCCUUUUCUAUUCGCUCUCUUUUUUUGUCUGUCACUCCGUCCUCUUGUCGUUUUUUAUUUUUUGUCUGACACGCCCUGGUCUUAAAAGAAGAGAAGAGAAGAAAGAAAGAAAGAAAGAAAGAAAGAACAAAAGCAAACUCACGUGAAAAAUCUUUUGUAUGACGCGUGUUAUUUUCGCGCACGUAGACGAGCAUCCCUGUCACGUGCGCGCGCACAGAGAGAUUGUUAUCCUACAAUCUACUACUAUAUCGGCGUCGCACGUGCGCGAUAUACAUAUCGAGGAGCUGCUUCGCGGACAUACGUGCAUAGAUUUAGCGCGUAACGUGCGCGAGCAUGCGUGCGAAUCUACGAAAUGAGUGGAAUUCCGUUUGACGGAGUCGAGCGCCGACGUAGUCGAGUUAUAGCAGCGCGCGUGGCGAUCAGCUGAUCGCACGGAACGAAGUUGCCCGCGCGUUCGUCGGCGGCAGUCGGCCACCAGCGGCUACGUUCGCGCGUCAUCGUCGCACGUCGUCGCACAUCGUCGCCCGCCACCCACCCGUCGUGUCACCCCGUGCCGUUCCGUACGCGGCAGUACGGGCGCGUCGACCACGACUAGAGGACGUUUUUCGGUGCGCUGUGGUGUGUUUAUAUGGUCGGCUCACGCACGACACGCGCGCGUGUCCCGCCGUCAUGCCGGCAGUUCGCGAUAAACGUGUGUCGUCCGCGCGCGAACGAUCGUCGGCGAUGCGUGUCGGCCGCGACGAGAUGAUUCGUCGGUGAUCCGGUGGCGAUGUCAAGCACAUCGGCGUGAACGUUGCCGCAGGAAGUAGUUUUUCCCACCCGCAGGGCGGCAUCGAGAACGUCAACGGAGAAGCGGGAUCGCUUACCUCCUCCGACGUGGAGACAGUGUUCGGUUGUCAAUUCGAACAGCUCGUUUCCGCGACGAGCGUCGACGUCGUCGCGACGCGAGGUAUGUUCGUCGCGCGAUUUCCGUUUUGACUGUACAUAUAAUCGUGCACGAGUUCGGACGGUGCUGUGCGUCGCACGGAAGCAAUGUUAGCAAUGUGACCCCCGAGGCUCAAAACAGUGCUGGACCAGUGUGUGUGUGUGUGUGUGUGUGAAUAUACAUUUAUCCCGUCGUGAGUAUUUCUACUGCAUAAAUGAAACGAGUUGUCGAUUUUUGCGCACGAGUUUGAGAAUUUCCAAAUUCGCGCCCUCUCUGCCUACCCAUCUUUCCCGCCCAUCCCCAACGCCGUGAAGUUGCGCCGCUGGCGUCGAGAUUUCUGAUGCAGUUUCGACAGUUCGCUCGGAAGCACGGGAUGGCGUAUGGACUUUGGCUCGUAUCGGCAAGUUUUCGCAGAAAUUCGAACUAAGCUGCCCCGGUGUCGUCCGGGUGCUCGACCGGGAUAUCGUGAUUACGCACUGUUUGUGACAAUCGUGUUCAUUGAGCCUCGGCGCGACUUUCGCGAAGGAUUAGAUUCUCGAACUCGCCCGUGCGACCCAAGUGUCAGAAGUUUUCGUUUCGUUGUGUGCGUGUUGAACGGUUAACACAAAAGUGAAAAGUGGAAAUCUCUGUGAUAGGCGCCGCUCGGAUUAAACGAAAAAGGUGCAGGGCUGGUAGCAGUGUUUCCGGGAAGCAGGUUUUUCGAGAUAACUCUGGUGACCGGAACCGAACGGGCCAGUAUUCAUGCCAGUAUGCCAAUCGAAUGCCGGUAGACGAUCAAUAUUCGUCGUCACCGCGCGAUAGCCAAUUAAUAAGUUACUUAGCUAGAUCAAUUAAUAGUUAAUAAAAUAUCCCAAGUUGGAUAUUUGUCGAUUAUUUGCGACAGGAGAGACAGGAACGCGUGUGGAUCCGCAUUUUUUUGCACGAUCGUGUAAACAAUAAAAAUCGCUUUUCGUGAAUAAAUACGUCCGCUUAUCGUACUUCUCUCAACGACAAUAAUUUUCGGCGUCUUUUCAUUCGUGUCGUCAUAUUUAAGAGGCAAAUAAAAUAAAAAAAGGGGGGAAAAGAAAUCCGGUGCGUAUAAUCUCGAUAAAGUGAGAUCGACUUUUUUUUCUCGCGGCUGUGUUGAGUGUGAAGGAAGAAGAAAAAAAGGACAGUUUGUAACAAAGUGAAGUGGAAGCGGACACCAUCCCGGCGAUCAUCACGGUGGCUGGAAACGCUGACUUACAUCGGGAGCGCCAACCUGCAAUCAAGGUUCAUGGUUUUCAUGGAGGAGAGCGAGCUCUCGAGCAAGCGGUGGCCCAGUGCGCCUCGCCGUCCGGACAGCCCCUGCAUCCUGGGGGCACCGACGUCUAGGGAGGCGGCGGGACCGCCGGUGCAGGUGGAACCAGUGGACCUGUCCGUGAAAACUCCCGUGGUGUUGCAGGUGCCGCGGUACAGUCCGGCAGCGAUAAUUAACGCCGCCGCAAGAAGAGUGCCGUCACCUUCAACGACGCCCACGCCACCGCCGCUGCCGCCACUCUGCGCAUCUACCGCGUCACCAUCCUUGCCACCUUUGAGCGAAACAGCGUGGGACAGAGAUCGCGAUCGAGAUCGAAGUCGGGAAAGAAACCGGGAGCGCGAGAGGGUGCGGGAGAGGAGUGGCGAGAACGAGAGGGAAUGUCAACAAGAACGAGAACCCGCGAUCAGGGAGAGAGAUCGGGAAAGGGAGCAAUGCGAUCGCGAAAGGGACAGGCAGCGGAACCGGGAAAGAGAUCGGGAGAGAGACGUAUCGGUCUGCGUGAUGGAACCGCCCGAUUCCGUCUUCCCGAUUUCUCCUUCCGCCAUUCUCGCGUUACAGAGGAUAAAGGCUUCUUACGCAUUCCAGAAACGUCCGCUGGCGGGAGGUAUCGGAUUAGGGGGUAGAGGAAAUGCCGGCGUUGGCGGAAACGGCGGCAAUUUAGGUGUCGAUGGUGAUUGCGGCGACGCGUUGAAGAGACGUAAGGUUCACAGAUGCGACGUCGCCGGCUGCGACAAGGUUUACACGAAGAGUUCGCAUCUCAAGGCGCACAAGAGGACCCACACUGGCGAGAAGCCGUAUCAGUGCACGUGGGAAGGUUGCACGUGGAAAUUCGCACGAUCAGACGAGCUGACGCGGCACUAUCGCAAGCACACGGGCCAAAAGCCGUUCAAGUGCCAUCUCUGUCAGCGAUCGUUCUCGCGAAGCGACCAUUUGUCGCUUCACAUGAAGAGGCACUGAUGAAAAGGGCCGUCCACAGAAUCGUGCGACGCGAGAGAAAGCGCACGCUGAUCGACGAGAGAGGUGAGAAACGGUCCUCGGCAAUAGGCCAGUGAUCCCGAGUGAUCCUGGAGCGAGAGACGGACGAUGAUAUUUCUUACAUUUGGGACCUGAAGAGCCGCGUCGCGAUCCGGCCCGUUUCGGAAUCUAACGAGGACGGACUGGUUGAUCGGACGGGCAGCAACUAGGAAAAAGAGAUUGACGAAACAAACAAAUCGUUCAUUAGGUUUAGCGUUUAAUCGCGAGCAAAGUGACCGCGACUCUGAUCAACUAUAGUCGGCUGAUUCUCUCGAUGCUGUCUUUCGCGAGUCUUUCGAUGGAUUUUUGCAGUGUUGCAGCUGCAUGAUAACCGGUAUCUUAAAUUAUGAGCGUUGAACGCGAGAGGAUAAUUGUUUUGCCAAUUGUCGGGCUUUGACAAAGGCGCGUCAAUCUGGUCAUUUCACGAUUUUAAGAAAGGAAAGAUUUGCUUGCGCAAUCGAGUUCGUAGAUUCGGCACGACGAGAUGUAUCGUUAUUAUAUAUACGUGUAUCUGUUCUCUUCUGUGUUUCUAGCCAAUUUUUAUUUGUUCUAUUUUCCAGUUUAUAUAUAUAUAU
Nylanderia fulva is the source of this 3939-nucleotide messenger RNA. RefSeq lists its product as uncharacterized. Gene Ontology annotation, biological process: regulation of transcription by RNA polymerase II. Lineage: Eukaryota; Metazoa; Arthropoda; Insecta; Hymenoptera; Formicidae. The record is from RefSeq and is a predicted model, not a curated record. Gene Ontology annotation, molecular function: DNA-binding transcription factor activity, RNA polymerase II-specific; RNA polymerase II cis-regulatory region sequence-specific DNA binding.